UUGUCCUGUUUGUUUAUUGUUUGUAGAGGAUCUGCUGGAAAAAUUCCAGGCAGUGCAGUUGGGCUCCAAUCCUGGCCGGAAGGGCAAAUCCAAUGUCAGUCAACUUGUGACCCAUGUCAGGCUCUUCCUCUCUUAUAUGUGGGGGAGAGAAGGCAUACCCUCACUGAGUCUGAGCUUCCUGAAGGACACAGAGAAAGUUAUAUUGUACGUUUUCUUGACGUCAAGAAAUUUAUAUCAUUCCUCCGGGAGGAGAAUUUCAAACAAGUUCGUCUUUCACUGACCCAAAUGCUCUCCCUUGAGAGCACCCUUAAGAGGGAGAUCUCUGUCGUGGGCAAAGAGAUUGUCACCCACCGUCAGGAAGUGCAUUCUGAAAAGAGCAAAAAGCUUCUGACAGUGGACCAGCUCUCCAUGUUCAAGGAGUCUGCUGCCAAAGAAAUCCCUAAGAGUCUCAACAAACUAAAGAAAGACCCAUUGAGGGACACCUACUUAAGGCAAUGUGUGGGUCUGCUGGCGGGCUACCUCUUCACCUUAAGUGGCCACCGAAAAGGUGUCCUUGUGUCCCUUCUUGAAAAGGAGGUCCUUAAAUGUGAGAGGAGUGGUGACGACUACGUCAUAUAUGCCAAAUCUCACAACACUGCGGCCACAUAUGGUAGGGCCAAGCUUGCCCUUACCAAAGCCGAGUACACCUGGCUAACAGACUUCGCAAAGCUGCGGCCCUUACUGCCAGGCUACAGCCCUGAGGUUCCCACAUUUUUUUUUAACUCUGCUGGUGGGGAGGUGGAGAAAAUGGGGGACAUGGUGACAGACAUCUGGCACAAGGCUGGUGUGCCGGAUGUCACCAUCACUCUGGUCAGAUCAAGUCUGUCAACUCUGGCCCAGAGAUGUCUGGAACCUUCUCAAAGGAGCAAAGUCACCCGUUCCAUGUGCCACAGCACCUCGACCUCCGACAAAUUUUACGUUGGAGAGGAGAGCGUGUCUGAGGCACAUGCGACCCGAAGUAUCUUAGACAAGGUAGUUUCUCCUCCCUCUCCCUUGCCUGCAGCUAAGCCCAAGGCAAAAAGAAAGUCAAAAAGGAUGCGUAUAGCAUCCGGCAGUGACUCUGAUGAGCCUGCGCCUCCACCUGCCACCACACCUCAUCCUGCACCUCAGCCUGGACCUUCAUCUGCCACCGUACCUGUGGAGAAACUCCCAGAUGUGGAAAGCAGGACAUCAAUCUGAACAGAUGACCUAAAAAAUGGCAUCAGAAAAGCAUUUGCCAAUGCCUGGCAGGAGGUGAUCACCAAGGACAUGAUUGCUGACAUUCUGAGCCAGGAUGAGGAGCUUUUGAAGAAGUGUGCACUCCUUAAUAUGAAAAUGAAAACCGUCUCCAAGUUGAUUGCAGACCUCCAGACUGAAGACUCCAGGGAGACUGAAGACAUUUGAUGUUUUAUAUUUGUUAUUUGUAGUGUUAUAAAAAUGAACAAAUUGUUCAUUAUUUGAAAAAGCAAUAUAUUUUGAUAAUGUUAAGUUAUUUGUUGCUUGUUUUAAAGGGUGUUUUUUUUAAUAAUAUUUUUGAUAAU
Epinephelus moara (kelp grouper) is the source of this 1559-nucleotide messenger RNA. RefSeq lists its product as uncharacterized. Bases 286 to 1218 code for a protein of 310 amino acids. The transcript has 8 exons. Lineage: Eukaryota; Metazoa; Chordata; Actinopteri; Perciformes; Serranidae. The record is from RefSeq and is a predicted model, not a curated record.